CCAAGUAAAGCCUCAGGUGCAUUACUCAAUGGCGUCGAGUAAACAAGUCUCAUUUCAACUUACAACAGAACCAGUCGUGAUUUCAACUACUCUAACGCAGUGAAGUUUGUUUUAUCGUGAGUUUCAAGUGACUGGUUAGGUGUAUACGGUUGAAUCUAGUGAGGAUGAUAAAGCAAACGAUUUUCCUGUUCGUGUCUGCGGCGUCAAUGGUCGUCGGACAUCAUGCUCGGGAUGUGCCCCAUCGCGCCGUGGCAGUCCUAUGCGGAGACAACAUUAAGGGUAACAUAACCUUCACGGAACUCGAAGACGGGAAGAUCAGGGUCCAGGGGACCAUCAUCGGGAUGCCCGCGGGGUCCUAUGGGUUCCAUGUCCACGAGAAGGGGGACCUGUCCGGGGGAUGCAUCUCGGCCGGAUCCCAUUUCAAUCCUGAACAUCAACUCCACGGCCACCCAGAAGACGCAGUCCGUCACGUCGGCGACCUUGGCAACGUGGUUUUUGACAGCAACAACGUAUGCAACAUAGACUUCGUCGACAGCCUCCUGGCCCUUCAAGGACCCCACAACAUCAUAGGAAGAAGCGUCGUCCUUCAUGAGAAGGCAGAUGAUUAUGGAAGAAGCGACCAUCCCGAUUCGAGGAAGACUGGAAACGCUGGUGGCAGAGCGGCGUGUGGAGUCAUCGGAAUAGCCGAACCAGUCUACAACUACACCUACAGUUGGAGUACCGCUGGAGCCGGCUCAUCAUCACUCACCAUGUUUUUAUUUUUACUGUCACCAAUUACGUUUUUAUUUAAAACGAUUUCGUAGUUGCCCAAUUAUAAUUGAUGUACUUAAUUAACUACAUAGUAUUUUUUUGUAAGUGAUCCUUGAUUUGUUUAAGUAUUUAUUUUAUUUAGUUUUGAUUCCGUUUUUAGAUAUUUAAUGAAAUCAAUUCCAAAAUAAAAAAGAAACCCGCAUUUUUUUUAUAACAAAAGAACAAUGAUAGUAAUAUAAUGUCUUUUUGUUUUUUGUCUUUUUGUCAAGUGUAUUUUUUUUAAUCGUUCAUUUUUAUCCCUUUAUAACUUUAUAUAAUAGACUCAUCUAUAGGUUUGUUAAGAUUUUUCACGACGAUCAAGAAAUCUUUAUUUAACGCAGUACCUACCCAAGUCUUUUUUACUUAAUUUUAUAAUUUGUUGAUGAUCGACAUGAAUAUACUAUUUGUUAGUCUA
This is a messenger RNA of Plodia interpunctella (Indianmeal moth), 1204 nucleotides long. RefSeq names its product superoxide dismutase [Cu-Zn]-like (gene Time). The coding region runs from base 165 to 803 and encodes 212 amino acids. The record is from RefSeq and is a predicted model, not a curated record. Gene Ontology annotation, molecular function: copper ion binding. Lineage: Eukaryota; Metazoa; Arthropoda; Insecta; Lepidoptera; Pyralidae. The transcript is spliced from 5 exons. Gene Ontology annotation, biological process: superoxide metabolic process.